GUCGAAAAUUGGACAUUUUCCAGUCGAAGACGGACAUACAGUCGUAGCCUGGAAUUUUUCCUGAUAUGUCUGAAGUAGUAGAUGUAGAGGUACUCCCAGACGCGGAAGUACCGUCAACGGCAGACGUUGACGCCGGUGAGAGCGCGAUGGAAGAAGACAGCGAAGUUGAAGUUUUUGCCUUUCAGGCAGAAAUUGCUCAACUCAUGAGUCUCAUUAUCAACACCUUCUACUCCAACAAGGAAAUCUUUCUUCGAGAAUUGAUUUCCAACUCAUCUGAUGCGUUGGACAAGAUUCGCUACGAAAGUCUUACCGACCCUUCGAAGCUAGAUUCGGGCAAGGAGCUGUUUAUUCAUAUCGUGCCAAACAAGGAGGAGAACACGGUGACAAUCCGCGAUACUGGGCUCGGUAUGACGAAAUCCGACUUGGUAAACAAUCUUGGAACGAUUGCGAAGAGUGGAACAAAAGCUUUCAUGGAAGCUUUGACCGCUGGUGCUGAUAUAUCGAUGAUUGGUCAGUUUGGUGUGGGUUUCUACUCAGCGUAUCUUGUAGCUGAACGAGUAGUUGUUGUUUCAAAGCACAAUGAUGAUGAGCAAUAUGUCUGGGAAUCAGCAGCAGGUGGCUCUUUCACUAUUCGACGUGAUGUCGAUGGUGAACCACUUGGUCGAGGAACAAAAAUUACCAUUUACUUGAAAGAAGAUCAAACUGAGUACCUGGAAGAGAGAAGAGUUCGGGAAGUUGUGAAGAAGCACAGCCAAUUCAUUGGAUAUCCCAUCUCUCUUCAAGUUCAGAAGGAAAGAGACAAGGAAAUUAGCGAUGAUGAAGCGGAUGAUGGUGAUGAUAGUAGUAAACCAAAGAAAGAGGAAGAUGAAGAUGAUGCUGACAGUAGUAAACCAAAGGUGGAAGAUGCAGACGACGAUUCAUCAUCAAAUGAAGACGAGCCAAAAGAGAAAGAGGGCAAGAAAAAGAAGAAAAUCAAGGAGAAGUACAGCGAAUUAGAGGAGCUGAACAAGACCAAGCCAAUUUGGAUGCGUAAUCCUGAUGAUAUCAGCAAGGAAGAGUACGGUGAGUUCUACAAGAGUCUCACCAAUGACUGGGAAGAUCACAUGGCUGUCAAACACUUCAGCGUUGAAGGUCAACUUGAAUUUCGAGCUCUCUUGUUCUGUCCUCGUCGGGCACCGUUUGACUUGUUCGAGAACAGAAAAGUGAAAAACAACAUCAAGCUCUAUGUUCGUCGAGUUUUCAUCAUGGAGAACUGUGAUGAAUUGAUGCCAGAGUAUCUCAAUUUCAUCAAGGGUGUCGUCGACUCCGAAGAUCUACCACUCAACAUCAGUCGUGAGAUGUUGCAACAAAGCAAAAUCUUGAAGGUCAUUCGUAAGAAUCUCGUGAAGAAAUGCAUUGAAUUGUUCACUGAUGUCGCUGAAGACAAGGACAACUACAAGAAGUUGUAUGAGCAGUUUUCUAAGAACCUGAAGCUGGGCAUCCACGAAGACAGUGUCAACCGCAACAAAAUUGCUGAUUUACUACGUUAUCACACAUCUCUAUCAGGGGAUGAAAUGACCUCGCUCAAGGAUUAUGUUUCACGAAUGAAAGAAGAUCAAAAGGAUAUCUACUACAUUACGGGAGAAAAUAGGGAGCAAGUUUCACAAUCGGCAUUCGUUGAACGAGUUCGGAAAGCAGGCUUUGAAGUAGUCUACAUGGUAGAUCCUAUCGAUGAGUAUGCAGUCCAGCAACUGAAGGAAUACGACGGCAAGAAGCUGGUGAGCGUAACGAAAGAAGGUCUCGAGCUACCUGAAGGCGAAGAGGUCAAGAAGAAGUUUGAAGAAGACAAGGCCAAGUAUGAGGGACUCUGUAAAGUGAUGAAGGAAAUCUUGGACAAGAAGGUAGAAAAGGUCGUCGUUUCUCAGCGUCUCGUCCAGUCUCCUUGCUGCAUCGUUACCAGUCAGUAUGGCUGGACUGCCAACAUGGAACGAAUCAUGAAGGCACAAGCUUUACGAGACAACAGCACAAUGGGAUAUAUGGCAGCCAAGAAGCAUCUCGAGAUAAACCCCGAUGACAGCAUUGUGCAAACUUUAAAGAAGAAAGUAGAUGCUGAUCGCAAUGACAAAUCAGUCAAGAACCUUGUCCUGCUUUUGUUCGAGACAGCUUUACUCUCUUCUGGCUUCUCACUAGAAGAUACGAAGACCCAUGCAGGUAGAAUACACCGAAUGAUCAAACUAGGACUGGGAAUAGACGAGGACGUUGAAGGUGAAGAUGCCGAUUUGCCACCAGAGGAUUUGCCUCCUCUCGAGGGCGAAGAUGAGGAUCAAUCACGCAUGGAAGAAGUCGAUUAGAAUGACAUGACUGACUGUAGGUUGUUAAUUGCAGCUUUGAGAUAGUGUAGUAUUGCACAUGAGCAUGAGCACUUGUACUGCUGCUUGCAUGUUGCUUGAAUUUGGGAAUAAUAGGAAUUGUGUUGGAAUUCA
Messenger RNA from Corticium candelabrum, 2462 nucleotides. Its product is annotated as heat shock cognate protein HSP 90-beta-like. Lineage: Eukaryota; Metazoa; Porifera; Homoscleromorpha; Homosclerophorida; Plakinidae. The transcript is spliced from 4 exons. The record is from RefSeq and is a predicted model, not a curated record. Gene Ontology annotation, biological process: protein stabilization; cellular response to heat; protein folding. Gene Ontology annotation, cellular component: plasma membrane; perinuclear region of cytoplasm; protein-containing complex. Bases 66 to 2330 code for a protein of 754 amino acids. Gene Ontology annotation, molecular function: ATP-dependent protein folding chaperone; ATP hydrolysis activity; ATP binding.